AUGGUAGUAAAUGCACCAGAAACUCCUAUACAGGCCGAAAUAAUAUUUAUUAUAGAAGCUACAGCAGCAAAUAGUGCCUAUAUAAGUGAAUUAAAAACAAAUUAUAUAGUACCAACGCUAGAAUAUUUCCAUGGUGGCGCCCUGGAAGAGGGUGCUGGCAGUGGUUCAGUGUAUGGCAUAGUUGCAUACAAAACAGCUGAUUGUCACCCGGGUCUUCCUGUUUUAACCUUCGGUCCCUUCACAUGCCCUCAAAAUGUAAUUGAAACUGUGGAUAAAAUACAGUAUAUAGGUGGCCAUGCUGAGAAUCGUGCUUGUGUAACUGAGGCCCUGACGACAGCACUAGCCUGCUUUGAUGAGUUGGGUCGCACAGAUUUACCAAUACACAUAUUAUUGUUAUGUUGCUCGCCGCCUUUUUCUGCAUAUGCUGGAGGAUUGGUUCCACCGGGUGCUCCAGCGACCAUAGAGCAAGCAGCUCGUUUAGUGGCCGAGCGGGGUGCACAACUCUCUAUAGCAUCUGCGAAGCGGUUGCCCGCUUUGUUGGCACUCUAUGAACAUGCAGGCGGCGAACUUCAUCAAGCACAACAGAGGAACUAUGCCAAGGAUCCGCGACACCUAGUAUUAUUACGUGGAUACAGUUUGAAGGAGAGACCGCCCAGCCCCGCACCGCCGCCUGCCCCGGACAUACAAACAGACAUAUACAGUGCGCAGCGCGGUGGGCCGGUGGCGCCGCGGGCGGCGGGCGCGCAGUUCGUGCGCGCGACGGGCGUGCGUGCGGGUUGGCUGGCGCCGCCGGGCCCGCGCCAGCCGGUCUACGCCAACAACUCCGCGCUGCUCACGCAGCUGGCGCAGCCCUCGUACCCGCCGCCGCCGCCCGCACACGCCGCACAGGCGAGCAUGCAGCGUAUGCCUGGGAUGGUGGCGGGUCCGUCAGGCGCCAGUGCUGCGCCGCUGCAGCGCACGUACAUCUGGAGCGGCGUGCUCGAGUGGAUGGAGAAGGGCAAGGCGCCCGGCGACCAGCAGAAGGUCACCAAGCAUCUGCCGUGUCAGCUGCAGCGCACGUACAUCUGGAGCGGCGUGCUCGAGUGGAUGGAGAAGGGCAAGGCGCCCGGCGACCAGCAGAAGGUCACCAAGCAUCUGCCGUGUCAGGUGUCAGCAAAUUCCAAAGACAUAGAGCCCGAGUUAAAGGUUGACACAUGGCCGAACAAGUUGCUGAUGCAGCUGAUGCCAAAGCAGCUCAUCAGCAACAUCGGAGGCCAGUAUCUCAAGGACAGCAAGUCGGUGCUAUUCCACUUGCAGCCAAACGAGGCGCUUGAUGCUCUAACCAAGGUCAUGGUCAACGGCUUUGCCGGGUGCGUUCAUUUCUCUCCUAUGUCAUCGCCCCCGCAGUGCGACAUCAAAGUGCUGAUACUUCUGUACACUCCAGAUAAGAAAGCUUAUCUCGGUUUCAUACCCAACAACCAGGCGACCUUCGUCGACAGGCUUCGAAAAGUGAUCCAGCAACAGAAAAUCACACAGAUAAUAAAUAAACAGAUGCCCACAGCAGUGAGUGCUGCUGGUGCGAUGGGCGGGAAUAUGCCCACGCAAACCAUGGCUGGUGCUGGUGGAAUGCAGUCUGGAGGUAUGGGCGCGCUGAGCGGUGCGCUGCAGGGCGUGGGUGUAGGCUUGGGGCAGAUGGCAUUGCCGGGGUCCAGCCAGGGCAUGGUGCAGCCGCAGAUGCAGCAACACAAUCAGAAUAUGAUGAUGGCAAAUAGUAUGGGUGGACAAGUCGGCGGCGUUGCGGGUGUUGGAAGAGUAGGCGUGGGCGGCAAAGGUGCCAGACCGGUCACACAGCUAGACGGCUUGGAGGCUGCGAGGCAACAAAACCUCGAGAAAAUACAGCAUCUGCAGCAAACUUUGGAGGCCGCUCACCAGCAAGAGGAAGAGUUCAAGUCGCAGAUGGACAUCGUGACGCAUUUGCACGCCGCACAACAACAGGAGCAGCAAUAUAAACAGUUGGAGGAGCAGCAGCGCAAGCAGCAACUGCAGCAGCAGUUGCAGCAGCAGCUGCGCGGCGCGCCCAUGCACGCGCCGCGCGUCAUGCACACGCUCAACCAGGGCCUGCGCAACCUGCUGCAGCAGCCUCAGUACAGGCCGCAGGGUGGUGCGGUGCGUCCGAGCUCGCAGUCGCAGCAGUUCGACGACGUCUCCAACUACAAUGACUUUCUAUAA
Parnassius apollo (apollo) is the source of this 2208-nucleotide messenger RNA. The record is from the annotation of a GenBank genome assembly. NCBI's taxonomy places the organism in Eukaryota, Metazoa, Arthropoda, Insecta, Lepidoptera, Papilionidae.